CAGUUGCUGGAUCCCCCAAUCUCCAGGGGCCCCCACUCUUUUCUUUGACCCCCGCCCUAUAGGGCCCCAGUGUUCUUCUCAGAUUGCUCUCAAUACAUCCUCCAUCCCCAUGAUGGGAAGGCAGCCCCCUUCCCUUCCUGUCCUUGAGGGGAAGGGGGACUAUCUUGCUCCCAUUCUCUCCCUGAAGUAAUGAUAGCCCCUCACUUUCCCCCUGCUGUCAUGGCCCCAACCCUUGUCAAGGUCUCUCUGGUUCCCGCCCUCCCCUUUCCUGGAGCUGGCCGCGUGCUUGGGGUAUUAGGCAAUGGGUGUGUACCCGCAGCACUCUCCAGGCCCCGCCUGUCCCACCACCCUCCAGCCGCCUGCGGGUCAGUGCUCAGGCCAGCCGGUCGGGCAGAGGGCACUGGGGGCCAGCUCAGGCCACCCAGUCUGCUUGCCUGUGGCCUCCUGUCCCAGAGUUGGGCUUCUGUGGGGAGACAAAACAGAAGCAUGGGUCCUUGGAUUUGGGACAGGUCAGCUUGGGGGAGUCCUGGGGUCACUAAGAAGUUGGAAUCUGUGGUAACAGUUCUGACCCUGGUCCUUCCUUGGCACCUGACUAUACUGAGCCUCACAAGGGUAGAAUCAGAAGAAGCAACCUGAAACUGAAGGGAGAACCGGAGACACAUGGAGAACACAAAUGUCUAAGAGGUCCCCCUGGGAGAAGAGGGGCAUAGGAAACCUGGUUCCCCUCCUCCAGGGGACGUAGGUAAAGUUCCAGGCUGACAUGCAGGGAACAGGACAUGGACACUGGUGACAAUCACUGAAUCCAGGUGUAAGGACAAAAGCUACUGAGAUAGGGUACAGAUCCUGGUGGCUUCAAAAGCCACACAUACUUGGGUUCUUGGCCCCUAAACAGGAAGCAGGGGCAAGAACUCUAGGGCUCCUUCUCCUUCUCACCUCUCCCCCAGAGGUGAGAAAGCAGAGAAAAGCAACCUUCUGGGGUCACAGCUGUCCAGUGUCAGGAACCAUGGCACUUUCACCUCCCCAGCCUGCAUGAGGCCUGACACAUAAAGGUGGUUGAUAAAUAUCCCAACAGAUGAAAGUCACUAAUGGUGUUCAGACAGCUCUGCCCCCUAGACAGCAGUGCCCCCUGCAGCACGGGGCAGGACCUGCAGCUGCACAAACUGGAGGCUGGCUGCCCAGCAGAGCUGCAUGGCCACUACCAAGGAAGAGAUGACUGUGGCUGUGGGUUUCAGCCCCAUGGCUCUACUUCUCCGGGGGGCCUGUCUCUGAGUCAAUGUGCCAGCCUUGGGCUCUCGGGGCCAGCCGUGCCUUGGGCUGCGGUCUGGCAGGGGCGGGGGGCGGCUGGGAAGCCUGGGGCCCCUCUCUGGCAAAAAUAGCCCGCAGUGGUUAGAGCUGGGAGGGUGAGUCAGGCAGGAGCACAGUGGCGCCUAACCCCUUCACUGCCACUGGAUCUCCCUAAGGUGGUUUAGCCUCGGUCUGGUCUGUGCAACCCAAGAUCAGGCUCUUUCCCUGGGCUCAGUUUGGGAUCCUGAGGCCCUCCCAUAAGAAGCAAGUUUGUGAGUCUAGAGCAGAAAUAUGGACUAACUGGAGUGCAGAUCCAGGAUCCUGGGAAGGGCAGGAGACCUCUGCUGGCAAGGAUGCCUGUGAGCCAAGGGAAGCAUGGGGGCAGGCUGAAGAUCUCUGGGUCUCCCCCAGCUUCUGCUAGGGCCAAACUCUGAGGCCAAAGCUGACCCCUCCCAAGGGGCAGGAGUAGGGCUUGGAGGUGGGCAGAAGCCAAGCCACCCAGAAGGGAGCUUCUCCUGCCAGCUCAGAUUGCCCUGCUGUGGGCACUCCUUGAGGGCUCUACUGGUGACUAUCCAGCGAGAGAAGUCAGUUCUCAGCUCCAUCUUCAUCUUGUCAAAGGCACCUUCCAGCCAUCCAGCAAUGGAUAGGGAAACUGAGGCAAAGAGAAAUGACCACCUGGGGCCAGGAUCCUGGCUCCCGAGUCUAGGUCACUGCACCCUCUUCGCAGCCUUGGUGAUCCUAGAGCAGGUGAGUGGAACUCUGGCCACCUCCCCCUUCACUGGGGCCAAGCCUGAAUCCGGGCGUCGGGGGAGAGGGUGUGUGUGUUCGCUGGGAGGAGGGGGAGCGGCUGAGCUCUCCGGGUCAAGGCGGGGGGUGCUAGGAGUAGGGUGGGGAUGCCCCGGGCUCGGGGAGGGGCCGCCGCUCUGUCAGCCACGGCAGAGACGCCGGUGAGCUCGGCGCGAGUAGAGCCAGAGCCCCCAGUUCUUUGCUCGCCCGCUCGCUAGCUUUCUCGAUCACUCCCUCCCUUCCUCCCUCCCUUCUUCCCGGCGGCCGCGGCGGCGCUGGGGAAGCGGCGAAGAGGAGUGGCCCUGCCCUGGAAGAAUGCGGCUCUGCCGAGGGGGCAGAACCCGACGCAGUCUCCCCACGGUUUGAACAGCCAGAGCCCAGGCGACCCAACCGCGCCGGUGGCGGACUCCGCACCAGAGCAGCUGGAGGCCCUGAUCGAUCUGCCCACCGGCGCCUUCGGGCCCGGGCUUCGACAUGCGGGAGGAGCCCCGGCCGCGGCCUCCGCCCUCGGGCCUCGCGGGUCUCCUGUUCCUGGCGUUGUGCAGUCGGGCCCUAAGCAAUGAGAUUCUGGGCCUGAAGCUGCCGGGCGAGCCGCCGCUGACCGCCAACACCGUGUGCUUGACGCUGUCGGGCCUGAGCAAGCGGCAGUUAGGCCUGUGCCUGCGCAGCCCCGACGUGACGGCGUCGGCGCUUCAGGGCCUGCACAUCGCAGUCCACGAGUGUCAGCACCAGCUGCGCGACCAGCGCUGGAACUGCUCUGCGCUGGAGGGCGGCGGCCGCCUGCCGCACCACAGCGCCAUCCUCAAGCGCGGUUUCCGGGAGAGUGCUUUUUCCUUCUCCAUGCUGGCUGCUGGGGUCAUGCACGCAGUAGCCACGGCCUGCAGCCUGGGCAAGCUGGUGAGCUGCGGCUGCGGCUGGAAGGGCAGUGGUGAGCAGGAUCGGCUGAGGGCCAAACUGCUGCAGCUGCAGGCACUGUCCCGGGGCAAGAGUUUUCCCCACUCCUUGCCCAGCCCGGGCCCUGGCUCAGGCUCCAGCCCUGGCCCCCAGGACACAUGGGAAUGGGGUGGCUGUAACCAUGACAUGGACUUUGGAGAGAAGUUCUCUCGGGAUUUCUUGGAUUCCAGGGAAGCUCCCCGGGACAUCCAGGCACGCAUGCGAAUCCACAACAACAGGGUGGGGCGCCAGGUGGUAACUGAAAACCUGAAGCGGAAAUGCAAGUGCCAUGGCACAUCUGGCAGCUGCCAGUUCAAGACCUGCUGGAGGGCAGCCCCAGAGUUCCGAGCGGUGGGGGCAGCCUUGAGGGAGCGGCUGGGCCGCGCCAUCUUCAUCGAUACCCACAACCGCAACUCUGGAGCCUUCCAACCCCGCCUUCGUCCCCGACGCCUCUCAGGAGAGCUGGUCUACUUUGAGAAGUCUCCUGACUUCUGUGAGCGAGACCCCACCGUGGGCUCCCCCGGCACGCGGGGCCGGGCCUGCAACAAGACCAGUCGCCUGCUGGAUGGCUGUGGCAGCCUGUGCUGUGGCCGUGGGCACAAUGUGCUCCGGCAGACGAGGGUUGAACGCUGUCACUGCCGCUUCCACUGGUGCUGCUAUGUGCUGUGUGACGAGUGCAAGGUCACAGAGUGGGUCAACGUGUGUAAGUGAGGGUCAGCCUCACUGCAGGGCUGGGGAAGGGGAGGAGCACCAGUGCAGACUUUUGCUCUGAUUUCUGUCCAGGGUCAAUCAAUCUUGGCCCCGGAAGCCCACAGUAUCUACCUGGAAAUAGCUUUGGGGGCAGUAGGGGUCAGGUGGAGUCUGUGAGGUGUGGCCUUCUCCCCCACAGUUAGGAGGGCCUUAGGGGGGACCUGUCCCCCUCUACUGCUCCUUAAAACACCUGAAUGGACUAAGAUGAAAUGAACUGUAUUGCCACCCUCUACCCAAACCUGCGGUCCCUUUAACUCUGAUGCAUACUCCUCUUGGCUGGGGAGUCCUUAUAGUUUGACCACUCUUCUUCUUUGAGGGUGAGCCCCAGGCAUCCUGUGGAGCCAUAAGACCUGCAUCCAGAAAGAGACCACUCACUUCUAUUUGCUGUUCCCAAACUCCUCUACUGCAGUAUGGGCCCCCUCUUAGGGAGUAAUGGGAAACAGCAGUAGAGAGGGUUUUCUUAGGGAAGGGAGAGAAUACAGGGCACUCAGAAACCCAGAAAGUUGUCUGUCCAGGCCCUUAGGGAAGCUGCCCUCUCCCCCCAAUUCAGAUGUUAAAGGGGACCCUCCAAAGGAAGAGUUUUACCUAAGACUCUCUGAGCCUCUUUUUCUUUCUUCAGCAGGAGGGAUGGGAAUGGAUAAUUUAUUGUACUGAGACUUGUUCUUGGUUCUUGUUUGUAACAAAAAUAAAUUAAGUUACUGGA
Messenger RNA from Vicugna pacos (alpaca), 4456 nucleotides. RefSeq names its product Wnt family member 10B (gene WNT10B). The record is from RefSeq and is a predicted model, not a curated record. Gene Ontology annotation, cellular component: extracellular region. Gene Ontology annotation, molecular function: frizzled binding; cytokine activity. Lineage: Eukaryota; Metazoa; Chordata; Mammalia; Artiodactyla; Camelidae. Gene Ontology annotation, biological process: canonical Wnt signaling pathway; multicellular organism development; cell fate commitment.